CCUGAACAUUUAUACCCAGCCAAGAGUAUCAACGUCCGUCCCAGAUGCCCACAGGUAGCAUAUCCACCCCACCCAGUGAUGACGAUAUCAUCGAAGUACUAGCCAAUCAUGGAGAGAUUGUUCCUGUAUCACGAAAGGCAAUGCUUAUCAGCCCGGUCUUCCGAGAUGCCUUUCUCAUAGAUCUCUUCUCUACGACGUUAAGCUCGAAUACCGUUGCAGAGACUAAACAAGAAGCUGUAGAACGAAACAAAGACGGGAGAAUCAGGAUCGAGGCCGACGCUCUUGCAAUCCGCUGGCUGUUUGGACUUCUAGAAAAUCUCAAACCGGCCGAGAUAGACGACUCUUACAAAGUCACUCCGGAAACACGCACCCCUCCUUCCCCAGUCCCAUUACUUGAAGCUGUUUCACUGGCAGACCAAUUUGACAUUCCUUUCUAUCCGGCUUUAUUGGACAACGCCCUGUGGGACGUCUCUCGCACCAGUCCACAGCUCGCGAUCACUGUCUACACCGUUGCAUACGUCCUGAACGAUGUCGUAUUAGCCAGGGAGGCGGUACAGCGGAUGUCUCCCCUAGUCAAUCCGUCGCUAUGGGAUCUCCAGACUGCAAAGCUGAUGCUCUGGCAGCCUUGGUGGUCUCUAUGCGCUGCCUUUCGGGCCGAAAAUUGGUUAAAAGCCGAUGAUAGUUCCACGUUCAAAUGGCUCGGUGUGUCUCACUGUUUGGUGAUCCUUCCUAUGGGAGCCGACCACAUUCAAUCGCACCUGCUCUCGGCUAAGAUCAUCGAGCAACUACAUCGGACAUUAUAACCGGAAUGCUUCGACCGUCUUCGACAAUUCGAUAUGCAUUCUUACUCGAUGUGAAACCC
Molecule: messenger RNA, 862 nt
Organism: Filobasidium floriforme
Lineage: Eukaryota; Fungi; Basidiomycota; Tremellomycetes; Filobasidiales; Filobasidiaceae
Exons: 4
Coding region: 45-803 (252 amino acids)
Source: RefSeq, a predicted model, not a curated record